AUGGAUGAGUACACAGUCAUCGACUUGGAUCCACUCGCACUACCUAACCCUUUUGUGCUGAAAUCAAACAGCUGCGACAGAUACUUGAGCUACAUACUUGAUGAAGAAAACCACAAUCAUGAGAUUGUUCAAUUCUCCGGAGAGGAUCCUAAGAGGGAGCAGUCAAUCUUCCAAGUAGAGCAGGCAAACAAUAAAGACCAUCAAGAGAAUCAUUACGAGCACAUCAAAUGCUCGUACAACAAGAAGUACUUGAGAAGGAUGGACAUAGACAAGCAAUUGAUCAUGGCAGUGGCUGACCGACGAGACGAAAGCACAAAAAGUUGGGGUUGCACAUUGUUCAAGCCCGAGCGUGUCGGACAGGCCAGCAAAAACCACAACAACGUGCUCUGCCGAUUGCGCCACGUGCAAAGCGGCCUCUACACAAGGCCAUUUGUUGAGAAUAGAUUCGAAUUACGCCUCAACGAUGAAAGACCUGACUCUCAUGGAGUGGAUGUCUACACAGCCAUCUGCGGCCUUCUAUGA
Messenger RNA from Pyrus x bretschneideri (Chinese white pear), 522 nucleotides. RefSeq lists its product as uncharacterized. The record is from RefSeq and is a predicted model, not a curated record. Bases 1 to 522 code for a protein of 173 amino acids. The transcript has a single exon. NCBI's taxonomy places the organism in Eukaryota, Viridiplantae, Streptophyta, Magnoliopsida, Rosales, Rosaceae.